Cyprinus carpio (common carp) is the source of this 677-nucleotide messenger RNA. Its product is annotated as hemoglobin subunit beta. Gene Ontology annotation, biological process: hydrogen peroxide catabolic process; oxygen transport. The record is from RefSeq and is a predicted model, not a curated record. Lineage: Eukaryota; Metazoa; Chordata; Actinopteri; Cypriniformes; Cyprinidae. Gene Ontology annotation, molecular function: organic acid binding; peroxidase activity; haptoglobin binding. Gene Ontology annotation, cellular component: hemoglobin complex; blood microparticle; haptoglobin-hemoglobin complex.
ACUUUGCAUCUUGUUAUGGGCGGAGACAUCACACAUCAAUAAAUUGUACUCCGGUUUCUGAAUUUCUACUAGUGAUUCCUACUGGACUUAAACAAGUACCUAAGGACACCCUAAAACGUAGACAUGGUUGAGUGGACAGAUGCUGAGCGAAGUGCCAUCAUUGGCCUGUGGGGAAAGCUCAAUCCCGAUGAACUCGGACCUCAGGCCCUGGCCAGGUGUCUGAUCGUGUAUCCCUGGACUCAGAGAUAUUUCGCCUCCUUCGGAAACCUGUCAAGCCCCGCUGCGAUCAUGGGUAACCCCAAGGUGGCAGCUCACGGGAGGACUGUGAUGGGAGGUCUGGAGAGAGCCAUCAAGAACAUGGACAACAUCAAGGCCACCUAUGCGCCACUCAGUGUGAUGCACUCUGAGAAAUUGCAUGUGGAUCCCGACAACUUCAGGCUCCUGGCUGAUUGCAUCACCGUGUGCGCUGCCAUGAAGUUUGGCCCCUCUGGUUUCAAUGCUGACGUCCAGGAGGCCUGGCAGAAGUUUCUGUGUGUCGUCGUUUCCGCUCUGUGCAGACAGUACCACUAGAUUCUCAUCACCGAUGAACACCAGCUGUAUUGCAGAAGAUUGCGGGAGCUGUUCACACAAAGAUCUAACUCUUAUAAAAUAAGAUCAAUAAAAUAUUGUUAAAAGCA